Messenger RNA from Ananas comosus (pineapple), 2340 nucleotides. RefSeq names its product BTB/POZ domain-containing protein POB1. The record is from RefSeq and is a predicted model, not a curated record. NCBI's taxonomy places the organism in Eukaryota, Viridiplantae, Streptophyta, Magnoliopsida, Poales, Bromeliaceae. Gene Ontology annotation, biological process: response to red light. Bases 295 to 2013 code for a protein of 572 amino acids. Gene Ontology annotation, cellular component: nucleus. The transcript has 6 exons. Gene Ontology annotation, molecular function: protein binding.
GUCGCUCCGCGUCGUCCAGAAAAAGCGCUUCAAAUCCCCUCUUCGCAUUCCAGCAAUCCAUUUUCUCGUCGUCUUCGUUUCGUUUCAUUUCCUCGCCUCCGCGUCGACACGCCCUUUUCGCUGCCCCUCCCCCUCCUUUCCUUCUCCUCCUAAAACCAUUAGGAUUAGGGUUAGGGUUAGGGUUAGGGUUUCCCGACCGUUAACGAGCUCUUCCUCCAAUCGUCGUCGUCGUCGUCGUCGUCGUCGUCGUCGUCGUAGCCUACCUCUCAUGCGUGAGGCCGCGGCGGGAGGUGGAUGAGGGAGGUCUUCGGCGGAGGAGGCGGAGGAGGAGUAGGAAGAGGCGGCCGCGGCGAAGGCGAUCUUUUCGACCCCCUAACGAUCAUGGACCCUGACUUCGCCCGCGCGGUGGGGGAGCACAACUUCGAGUUCGCCUUCAACUCCGUCAACUUCUCCGACCGCGAGCUCCGGAUCGAGAUCAUCCCGGAGCCCGCGGAGACAGAUCCCCACCGUGGCGACGGCGGCGAGGGGUGCAACUCGCUAGCCGAUUGGGCCCGGAAUUGUAAGCGUCGCAGGGAGGGGAUGAAGAAGGGGAAAGGCGAAGAAACUGUAAAAGAUGCAGAAGUGCACGUAUCAAGUAGCCAGCUUGAAAUAGAGGAAUGUGAGGUGUAUGAAGAAAACCAUGAUGAGGAUGCAGUAGCUAUGACUGAAGAAUCGCCAUCUGAUAUUGAUCGGGAUGGCAAUGAUACACAAGAUAAUGAAUGUUGGACUGUGGAAUGUUCUACUGUUCCCAGAGUGAAGAAAAUAUAUAUUAGUUCUGCAAUACUGGCUGCACAAAGCCCAUUUUUCUACAAGCUUUUCUCAAAUGGAAUGAAAGAAUCUGAUCAGAGACACGCCACCUUAAAAAUCUAUGCUUCAGAGGAAGCUGCUCUCACGGAGCUACUGAGUUUUAUGUACAGCGGAAAGCUGUCGACCACCUCGCCAUCCCUUCUGCUGGAUGUGUUGAUGGCUGCUGAUAAGUUCGAAGUUGCUUCUUGCAUGAGGCACUGCAGCCAGUUGCUUAGAAAUCUGCCAAUGACUACUGAAUCUGCACUGGUAUAUCUAGACCUCCCUUGCAGCAUUUCAACAGCUACUGCAGUCCAGCCAUUAACUGAUGCUGCCAAGGAGUUCCUUGCUAACAAAUUUAGGGAUUUAACCAAUUCAAAGUUCCAACAGGAAGUGAUGAAUCUCCCUUUAGCCGGUAUCGAAGCUAUCCUGUCCAGCGAUGACCUCCAGGUGGCUUCGGAGGAUGCGAUCUAUGACUUUGUGAUCAAGUGGGCCCGUGCUCAGUACCCAAAGCAAGAAGAAAGGCGUGAAAUCUUGGGAUCCCGCCUGCUACCCCUUGUCCGUUUCUCUCACAUGACCUGCAGAAAGCUAAGAAAAGUCCUCACAUGCAAUGACGUAGACCACGAGCUUGCCUCCAAGGCUGUUAUCGAGGCACUCCUAUUCAAAGCCGACACACCCCACCGGCAGCGUGCACUAGCCCAAGACGAGUCAACCAACCGGAAAUUUACUGAGCGGGCUUACAAAUACCGCCCUCUAAAGGUGGUCGAGUUUGAUCAGCCCUACCCGCAAUGCAUCGUCUACUUGGACCUUAAGAGAGAAGAGUGUGCCAAACUAUUCCCAUCAGGCCGCAUAUAUUCGCAGGCCUUCCACCUGGGUGGGCAGGGUUUCUUCCUCUCAGCCCACUGCAAUAUGGAGCAGCAGAGUACUUUUCAUUGCUUCGGGCUAUUCUUAGGGAUGCAAGACAAAGGCUCAACAAGCUUUACAGUCGACUACGAGUUUGCUGCAAGGACGAAGCCGUCGGGGGAGUUUGUGAGCAAGUAUAAAGGGAAUUACACCUUCACGGGCGGGAAAGCGGUUGGGUACAGGAACCUGUUUGCUGUCCCGUGGACUUCGUUCAUCGCCGACGAUAGCCCCUUUUUCAUCAAUGGUGUGCUAAACUUGAGAGCGGAAUUGACUAUAAAGCACCCGUAAAAGUUUGUUGUCUUGUGCCCUUUUACCUAACAGUAAAAUAAACAGUUUGGGAAAAGGAAAAGGAGAAGUACACAGAUGUAUGGACAACAGGCUCUCUCGUGUUGGCAAAUAGAAGGUCGAAAGCUUAGGAUUGAUAAUGGUGAAAUGUCCUUGUAACUGUAGAAAUGUUUUGCGAUGGCCGAAGAAUUUUAUCGACCUUUGAAUGCUUACCUGAUGAUUCUGGUAGCUCAAUUGUUUGAUCUGCUUCUUGUUGCUGAUGCCAGAUAUUUUCAAUGUGCUUUAAAAUACUGCUUCAAGAAAGGUGAAAUGUGAAGUUAAAUUGCAACA